AUGCUUCCCCUGUUGCGCAGCGUCCCCCGCGCCCUGGGCCACGCCGUCGCCGGUCUUCGUGCCGCCGCGCCCGCCUCUCCGCUCCGGCAGCUGCUGCAGCCCGCGCCGCGGCCGUGCGCACGGCCCUUCGGGCUGCUCAGCAUUAAUUGGCUUUUCUUUUUCUGUAUCAACUGGCUUUUCCUUCUAGGAGACAAAGCUUUUGUUGAAUUCCUGAGUGAUGAGAUUAAGGAGGAAAAGAAAAUCCAGAAGCAUAAGUCCCUCCCCAAGAUGUCUGGAGGUUGGGAGCUGGAAGUGAAUGGGACAGAAGCUAAAUUAGUGCGGAAAGUUGCUGGGGAAAAGAUCACAGUCACUUUCAACAUUAACAAUAGUAUCCCACCAACAUUUGAUGGUGAGGAGUCGUCCUCACAAGGGCAGAAGGUUGAAGAACAGGAGCCUGAGUUGACAUCAACUCCCAAUUUUGUGGUUGAAGUUAUAAAGAAGGAUGGCAAGAAGGCGCUUGUGUUGGACUGUCACUAUCCAGAGGAUGAGGUUGGACAAGAGGAGGAGGCUGAGAGUGACAUUUUCUCUAUCAAGGAAGUUAGCUUUCAGUCCACCGAUGAGUCUGAAUGGAAGGACACAAAUUAUACACUCAACACAGACUCCCUGGACUGGGCCUUGUAUGACCACCUAAUGGAUUUCCUUGCGGACCGAGGGGUGGACAACACGUUUGCGGAUGAGUUGGUGGAACUCAGUACAGCCCUGGAGCACCAGGAGUACAUUACUUUUCUUGAAGACCUCAAAGGUUUUGUUAAGAGCCAAUAGAGCAGGCAGUGAAAAGCCUUGAUUUUAUGGCAGGCUUUCGCCAGUGAACAAAACCUGCUCUGAAGUCAGACACAUAAUGCUUUGAAAUGGUUAUCAUCCUAACAUCAUGGGAAAAAUACCAGAUUUAAAUUAUUUCUGCUGCAGUCAUUUACUAUUCAUUUGCUUUUUCUGUACAAAUCUCUUCUAGGUUUUUGUAUAAUAUAAUGAUGGACAAUAAAAUUGGUUUGUCUCCCCCAA
Galeopterus variegatus (Sunda flying lemur) is the source of this 1038-nucleotide messenger RNA. It is a transcript of the gene C1QBP, whose product is annotated as complement component 1, q subcomponent binding protein. Lineage: Eukaryota; Metazoa; Chordata; Mammalia; Dermoptera; Cynocephalidae. The record is from RefSeq and is a predicted model, not a curated record. Gene Ontology annotation, biological process: cytosolic ribosome assembly. The transcript is spliced from 6 exons. The coding region runs from base 1 to 801 and encodes 266 amino acids. Gene Ontology annotation, cellular component: mitochondrial matrix.